Molecule: messenger RNA, 4848 nt
Organism: Trichosurus vulpecula (common brushtail)
Lineage: Eukaryota; Metazoa; Chordata; Mammalia; Diprotodontia; Phalangeridae
Gene: EIF4E2
Product: eukaryotic translation initiation factor 4E family member 2
Exons: 9
Coding region: 132-875 (247 amino acids)
Biological process (GO): translational initiation
Cellular component (GO): cytoplasm; eukaryotic translation initiation factor 4F complex
Molecular function (GO): RNA 7-methylguanosine cap binding; translation initiation factor activity
Source: RefSeq, a predicted model, not a curated record
CCGAGGGACUCGGCGGAGCGGAAGUCAGUGAGUGAGACGACGGCGGCGGCGGUGGCGAGAGGAUGAACAACAAGUUCGACGCAUGAGGAAACUGAGGCUCAGAGAGGGAAAAGGACUUGCCGAAGACAUUAAUGAGACCCAAACUCAGAUCUCCUGACUGGUAUCCUGGCUUCCUUCUUUCCAGCUUGAAGGAUGAUGACAGUGGGGACCAUGACCAGAAUGAAGAAAACAGCGCACAGAAAGACGGUGAGAAGGAAAAAAGUGAGCGAGACAAAAGUCAGAGCAGCAACAAGAGGAAGGCUGUCGUCCCUGGGCCUUCAGAACACCCACUGCAGUACAACUACACUUUCUGGUACUCCCGGAGGACACCGGGCCGGCCGACCAGCUCGCAGAGCUACGAGCAAAACAUUAAACAGAUCGGCACAUUCGCCUCCGUCGAGCAGUUCUGGAGGUUUUAUAGCCACAUGGUACGUCCUGGGGACCUGACAGGCCAUAGUGACUUCCAUCUCUUCAAAGAGGGGAUCAAGCCCAUGUGGGAGGAUGAUGCAAAUAAAAAUGGUGGCAAAUGGAUUAUUCGACUCCGCAAGGGCUUAGCAUCCCGCUGCUGGGAGAAUCUCAUACUUGCCAUGUUGGGGGAACAGUUCAUGGUGGGCGAGGAGAUCUGUGGGGCAGUUGUCUCUGUCCGUUUCCAGGAGGACAUUAUUUCGAUAUGGAACAAGACUGCCAGUGACCAAGCAACCACAGCCCGUAUCCGGGACACGCUACGUCGAGUGCUUAACCUACCUCCCAACACCAUAAUGGAAUACAAAACACACACCGACAGCAUCAAGGCCUGGGAGGAGUUUCAUGGCCUGGUGAACAGCAGCGGCCGCUGAUCGGACGCUUCCCCUCUCUGUCUCUCACACCCAGGGGACAAUUCAAGUUUUCGAAAUACAAAAAUCACAUUGUGAAAGUACCCAAGCUGGCAAUAAUCCUUUUCUGUAUGUGUGUGUCUGUCUGUCUGAAACGGACGGGAGGCCUCCAGCAGCUCCCUCCGUCUGCUCACUGAAGGGACAUCCCCGAUCCAUGGGCUCCCCCUUUGCACUCAUCCCGAGGAAGGAUUCCACUAGACGCCCUCCGGCAUCGCUGACUUUAUAAAGCAGAAAGACAGAAAAGAUGACUUUGUAAUAGACAGACUUUUUUUUACCAAUGGGGUUCUGGGGAGAGUCGAACCUUUCAUUUGCUGUGUGUGCCGUUGUCCACAUGCCUUCUGGGCCCUCUCUUGCUCUCGUUACACUUCACAAAGGGUAUUGUGAACACACGUAUGUGCCAGAGCUGUUAACAGCGAGUUUAUCAGUAUUAUGAAUGUCUGUGCAACUGGGAAGAAUUUCUGUUGGAGAGAGUCACCAUGCUUAUCUGUAAGUGCUCCUUUCUGGCGCUGCCUUUAAAUUACUGGGACGUUUUUGGUUUUUUCUCCCCCACUCUCCCUCAUCCUCACCUCUGUCCUCUAAACGUGUCAAUGAUAUGUUGGUGACUGUCCAGGGCUCCGUAUGGCCUCCUUCCAGCCUCCCGUCCUUCCCUUUCUCUUCCCGAGGACGCUUCCUUUCUUCCUCAGCAUGGCUGUGCAAAGCACAGCCUCUGACAUGAUGUCUGCUCCCGUUUUGCAGAGGUGCAGGGCCCCUCUACUGGGGAACCAGGCCCCAUCUUGAGCUCUGCCUGUCGGGCUUCCCUGGGGGUAGGGCAUGAGACCCAGAGAGAGAGAGAGAGAGAGGCCUGUAUCUGAGGGCUGGCUGCCCCCUCGUUGAGCCAGAAAGGUGAGGGAGAGGACUUUGGGAGGCCAGAUCUGGCUGCAUUUUAAGAUGUGCCAUGGGAGGAUCCCGGACAUCGGAGGUGACACGUUGGCCGUUGUUGAUGACUGUCUCGCCUUUCCUGCCUGUUUGCAGCUGGCCAGGAGAGCUCCUUCCCGGCAGUCCUCUGUGCUUGGUGCCCACUCUGGUAAAUACCUGCUGGUCUACUCGAUACCCAGAUGAAACCCUUGAAAGCUUUGGUCAUCAAGCAUUAAGACAGACCAGAUCCUUGGUCUGAGAAGUUUGAGUGACCUCUCAACUCCAGAAGGACUGAAUUAGGAAAAGUAGAAUGAGUCCCCAAGGCCCAAAUAAGGGCUUGGCUUAGGACCCUACAGCAGCCUUCCAGUUACACUGAUCCACUUAGCUCUUGGGAGCAAAGAUUAGCAGUGCCUUAAAACGAGGGCCUCUCUUUAAAGCAUCAUCUAAGCUAGGGUUGGCUGGGGCAAGGUAGGGACCCUUAACCAACUAGGCUUAGAGGAAACCUAGGAGAGUGACAGGCAUUUCCCUAUUGGGCUUAGGAUCAUUUCUUCCUCUCCAGCACCCCAGUCACCACUGGUUUGGGGAUACUUUCAUUUUAUUAUUUUUUUAAAUCAUUCUAAAAGUUUUCAUUAGAACAAAUGGAAAAACAAAUAGAGAACGUGUGUGUAUAUGUGUAUGUGUGGUACAUUUCCAUUCUUGGCAAAAUCAGGUGUGCCUAAGGAAAUUUAGGAAUGAUUCAAACUUCAGAAGCAGGGAACAUGGAUCCUAGCACCGAGCCAGAUGAGCAUGACAGGCAAAGCCAGGAACAUGACUUUGGAGAGCACGAGGAGAGCUUCCCCUUGACACUUGUGCCCCCUCCAAGGGAAACAGCUUUGCUCUUGCCUAGGCACGGUUAGAUUUGCCAUGGAAAUGCCAAAGAGGGCAAAUCUGGGGAGAUCUGCUCUCUUUGGGGCAUUCACCUGUGUGUGUGUUGGGUGUAUGCUCACGUAUGUGGAUGUAUCCGUAGAGUUGGAUCUUUUCAGGUCAUGUAUUUGUGGGGUUUUUUUGUCCAUGUUCCUUUUAACUCUCAUUUGCUGUUCAGACUCUUGAACCACUGAUAUUUUCCGGAGCUGCUCAUGUUUUCCCCCCUCACUCCUCCCCACUUGCAGUAUUUAAGAUAUCUCCUAACCAAAAUAUACAUAUACAUACACAUGGACACAGUAUUGACUAGAACAAUUUAUUACCCUUUUUAGAUAACAGUCAACUCCCAAUGUUUCUUUGUCCUGGCUGUCCAACACCUUUUCUUGGAAGAGCUGUGCUCUUGGCUCCAUCCAACCCUCUGGUGUUGCAGACAGAGAGCUGAGGUAUGUCUUUCACUGGAGCCAGCUUCUAUGCAGUGAGAUGUGGCAUGGUUAUAGGUCUGCCAGGGCCAGCCUCAUGAGCAGGGACUAAUUUUAGUCAUUCCCCGCCCCCCCCCCCCCGCCCCUUCCUGUCUUCCUGCUGGGGAUAGACGAGCUGUCUGCACCUGGCACACGUGCUGCUCCAUUGUCCCUCUGGGGUUUUCUUUUUGAGGCACCCUUUCUCCCUCCCGACUUUUUUAUCCUUCAGUUUUUGGGGGUGUGUUAUUCCUGUGAAACCAGAAACGGCCAUUGUUUCUUACCCAGAGUGAAGCAUAUGGUUCAUGUUGUUCCCAGAAAGGGCUUGCUGGCUGUUACUAGUGGAGAAUUAGGAGAGGCCACAGUAAGAGUGAGUGUCGCACCUUCAGAGCAUUUGUCUGCUACGAUAAUAAAUGGAAAAAUGGGCAAGAACAAGAUUGUGGACUCGUUAAUGUGGGAGGGGAAUUCGCGGGGGCUUCCCUGUCCCUUUAGGGUAAUACGGCCUUGGACAAACUGAUCCAGGAGGCCUAGCACUAUACGGAAGUGUCUAGUGUGAACUCUUCCUAAUAGCUGGGUUUUACUAUUUGGUGACUACACCGGUUAGUUAGCUCUGUUGGAACUAGUCCUUGCCCAAAGACACAGCCUACAAAGAAUUGGUAGCACAGGUGCACUGAUGGGGAGCUCCUGGAUUUCUUCUGCUGGUGGAAUCCUGGCUCGUUCUGGUUCUCUUGAUAUGUGCCCAAGGUGGUGGUGAUGGUCAUGCCACUUCCCACUUGGGUGGCAUAUGAUGUGCUGUGAUGGGGCCAGAAGGUGGAGGAAGGCAGUCAUUUCCCAGACUGAGAAGGAAUUGGAGAGUGUAUUCUCUUGAGGCAAGGGCAUAAAGACCAGGGCUAGAGAGGAACAGGAACCUAACAUCGGAGCAGAGAGAGGAGAAAGCAGAGAAGAGCAUUGCUUUUGAGUCACUUCCAGUCGAGAUAUGAGCAGUCUGGUGAUGCCCUGGGCAGGAGUCCGUGAUGUGCCCACUGCUGAGUCUUGGUUAGGCUCUGUAGAAACACAUUUUGUUUGGAGUGCAGUCUGCAGAAAAGACAAGGAGGAGAAGCAAUGCUCCCCCACCCAAGUGAGCUUUUUCAGGGUCCAUUUUCUCAGGUUUACAAUGGUCCCAGGUUCCCAGGUCUUCCUUAUGCUUGGGUUUUCACUGUACCCAUCAACCUAGAAUCCAUGACUCCCUGGCAGUAUACCUUCCUGUUUGGUGCAAAACCCUCUACCAGGCAGUUCCAUUUGCCCUGUCCCAGAAGGACUCUCCCGAUAGGGGGAGUUUGUAAUAGCUCCCAUUGCUUUUAUCUCUUCCUCUUCUGUAGCACUGUGUGGUUUACCAUGGGCACUCCUUACAAGGACUCUGAGGCUGGUAGUAGUAGUAACCCACUUUUGUUGAUCAAAUAUCCAGUGUAAGAGCCCUGGAACACUCCACUGAAGGCCACCCAGAUGACACAGACAGAGUCAGUAUUUGAACUCAGGUCCUCUGACUCCAAAUCUGGGGCUCUUUCCUUUAAAGUGGCUUGUUCAAGGUCACAGCUGUUAGGUAUCCAGAACUCCAACCCAGCUUCAAAGAAAAGAUCUUUUAGAACAGAGUUUUCAGACAUGCAGCCCUCCCACCGUCCCCCACACUCCUGAGUGCUCCUGAACCAGAU